Molecule: messenger RNA, 3041 nt
Organism: Neofelis nebulosa (Clouded leopard)
Lineage: Eukaryota; Metazoa; Chordata; Mammalia; Carnivora; Felidae
Product: low affinity immunoglobulin epsilon Fc receptor-like
Exons: 8
Coding region: 1114-2109 (331 amino acids)
Biological process (GO): cellular response to molecule of fungal origin
Molecular function (GO): (1->3)-beta-D-glucan binding
Source: RefSeq, a predicted model, not a curated record
CCCCACCAAUUUAACCAUUGUUAAAACCCGGGUCCUUUCCUUUAAAUACUGUUCGGCUCUCCCGCGGCCCAGAGUCGGCUCCGCGGGCUCUUUUUAAACCAGCGCGCCACGGGGCGCAGACUCACGGAAUUGAAUUUGAGCCGGGAUUUGCACUUGAACAGGCAGCCGGGAGCGGUCUUUCCACUUUGGCUUUCUUGCUGGAGCACAAAGCCUUGGAAACUCUAGUUUACGCUGAAGAGUUGGAGGAGGGGGCGGGGAUUAAUACUGUAACCCCGUGAUAGAACAGUUACAUCAGAUUGUUGAGAAAAAUGAACAAGGUUAAAACCUGGCAGUUUUGUGGAGGCGUCUGGAUUGGAUUAUUACGUAUUUCUUUUUAACUGGGUUGAAUUUUAUCUGAGGUGAACACCUUGAUAGGAACUAAAGAGGAUUUUGCAGGAAGAAACUUGCUUUGCAGUGGGCUUUAGAAUUGAUCAUAGGGACCUGUUUAAGUGAUAUUUUUCAGUUUUCGAAAUAGAUGUAUUUUAAAUACUAGGUGUGUUAAUUUUUUUCUUUAGAUCUUAAGUUGAAUAUAAAGUUCUCAGUUGCCUAGGGAGUCUAGAUUCCUAGGAAAAGUUGCACAAGCUUUUAGAUAAAUGUAUUUAAAAAUAAAUUGAGUUGAAAAGACUUGCGUGUUUUUCCCAUUUCGUCAAUAGUUUUGAAAUAUUUUUCAUAACGAUGGUGUUAUUUUAGAGUGUGAGGAAUUACUUCCAAGAAAGUGGCAAUAUGUAGUUGUUCUAGAUUUCUAUGGAUUAAGAUGAAAGUUUUACACAAUGCGGUGCAAUUUUAUAUAAUUGCCUGAUAAAUCAUUUUACUUCUAACACCUCCAUUGUGUUUAAUUAUAGCAGCUUCUAGAAGCAAAUUAUUUUGUUAUUUGUUGGAAAGUACUGGUGUUUCCAGUUUUUUUAGGUGGAGGAUAUUAUGCAGCACUUACUUGUUAAUGCCUUAACAUUCAGUUGGAUGAACAGUCUAACUUCAAAAGAUACGACAUUAGAGUGACAGACACACAUCCAAAGACUGAAUAGUUUAGUUUUGAUGCUAAAAAAAAAUACAUGUUGAAUAUACUUUAUUUUCCAGAUGGAGAAAUCAAUUAUUCUAUUGCUCUGGUUACAAUAUGUUGUUAAGAUCGUUUGUUUCUGUUAUAUGCCAAUGAAUAAUCGAACAACAACAGUUGUUAUUGAAUGGGAUGAAUUUCCUAAGGGAGGAAGUCCUGAAUUUUAUUUUUUAAAAUAUCAACUUGUUAAUAAUUUUGCUGAAAAAAAUGUCAAAAGCGUUCCUGCAGACCUGCAAAAACUUUCAAAGUCAGUAAUAUUAGAGGAAAAUGAAGACUAUCACAUCAUUCUACAGUCUGUAAAAUAUGGACAAAUUUUAAGUGAAAAGUCAUUUGAAACCCGUGGUUUCUCAACUAGCAAUAUUAAAACAAAAGCAACAAGCACGAGUGUUUCCUUUAACUGGAGUGUGCUGUCUUCCAGUGACAUUUUAGUGUCAAUAUCUCUCAGUAAUUCUACACAAAUUAUGGAAAAUAAUAUUACAGCUUAUGAGUGGGCUAAUUUAAAACCUGCAACCUUAUAUGCUUUUAAAUUUGAAUUUAAACAAUUGCAUUUGGAUUUUAUAAAUGUAUUUCAGAGACUGGAUGUUCAAGUAGAAACAGGUUCAUGUUCACGAGGAUGGGUAGCAUUAAAAAAUAGCUGUUAUAAAAUUAGCAAAGAGAGUAUGCCGUGGGAUAUAGCUGAGCAACAUUGUAAGUUAUCCUUAAGUUCUGCACACCUUGUGGAUAUAAAAAAUGAAGAGGAAAAAAACUUUAUAUUUUCACUCCUCAGGUCAAAAAAUCAAAUAAUAAUAUGGACUGGUCUUAAUGAUUUGAAGAAAGAAGGUCAUCUCACAUGGAUAGAUGGAUCAUCUUUUGGCCUUAAGAAAAAUGAAAUCUUUUCUUUUCCACUGCUACCCAAGAAUGAAACAGAUUGCUACAUUUUACAGCAAAAUGCAACUGGAUCAAACUAUUUCUUUACAAGAUUUUUCUGUUAUGUUCCACUGCCAUAUAUUUGCAAAUAUGAGUGUAAUUAUUUUUAUUGAUAUUCUCAUAUCGUGUAUCUCCCUUUUAUUAUUUUAAAGAUAGAAUUAUGAUUUCUAGUUACAAAUAAUGCUCCUAUUUUUUUCAGCACUUUCUCUGCAGGAAAACCUUUCAAUCUAUAUAAAGGAUAUCGGAACAACUGAAGUUGUAUUUGGUUGGCAUAAUUCGAAUGGUUGGAAUAAUUUGGAUAAGUGGCUAAAACUGGGGUAUAAAAUUAUUAUUAAAUAUUAUUUAGAUUAUACAGAAGAGCAACAUUUUGACAGCAUAUCCCCAAAUGCUACAGAAAAAACAAUUACCCAAUUGUGUCCUGGCCAUGUUUACAGAUUUUUACUCUUUGCAAUAAAUGAAUGGGAGGCAAAAACUAUGUUAACUUCAGUAUUCGUUGUUGAAACACGCCCAUUAUCAGCUCAAAAUGUCACAGUUAUUCAUGUGACUCCAACAGAAAUAUUUUUACACUGGAAUCCCCCAGAUCUUGUAUCUUUUCACCAUUAUCUUGUGACGAUUUUGGAUGUUGAAAACAAUAAAUCCGAAGAGGUGUUUAUUGAAAAACUCAACACAUCAAUGAGAAUUGGAGAUCUCAAACCUUUCCAUCAGUAUCUGAUAUAUCUAUUCAGUGUAGCAGAAAGAGGAACUCUAAGCUGCUCUGAGAGACCUAUUUCAGCUGUGACAGGUAUUAAUCCUCCUCAGAAAGUUCAUGCUAAACCUGAAGAUGUGGGAGAGGACAGUAUAAUUCUUCACUGGGAACUCCCACAAGAUGGCCAUGAGGUCUACAUUCAAAUCAAACCCAUAUCAGAUGCAAGAGAAGCCAGGAAGCUUUUUGUAAAAGAUGCUAAUAGAUUCAAGAUUGAUAAUUUAACCCCUGGAAUGACAUAUGACAUUGGAAUGGCAACAAUGAUGAAUGGGAACUUGAGUGAGCUGGUAACUAUUCAACAAA